UACACACAAAUGGAGAUAUGUUCACUGCCUGUUCCAACCAAGAACGGAAAGAGCUUAGAUGAAAUUCGUAAAUCUGCGAAAUUUCAUCCAUCUAUAUGGGGCGACUUUUUUCUUAAAUAUAAUUCAGACAACACGAAAUUUACUGACGCUGAACAAGAAGAACUCACAAAGCAUAAAGAAACGGUCAGAAAAUUGCUAGCUCAAACUCCAGACGAUUCAACGUAUAAAUUGGAACUCAUCGAUCUGAUUCAACGCUUGGGAGUGGAAUAUCAUUUCGAAAAAGAAAUUGAGGAAUCCUUGAAAUAUAUUCAUGACAAUUCCAGGCACCAAAUUAGCAAAGACAGCGAUGAUCUCCGCACCGUGGCUCUUCGCUUUCAUCUGCUUAGACAACAAGGUUACAACGUCCCAUGUGAUGUGUUCCAAAAAUUCACUGACAAGGAAGGAAAUUAUGUGGCAUCGUUGGAAAACAAUGUUGAAGGUUUGUUGAACUUAUACGAGGCAGCACAUCUUGGGACACGUGGGGAGGAUAUUUUGGACAGAGCAUUAGAGUUCUGUUCGACUCACCUUCAUGCAUCUGUAUUGCUCAACGAGAUGUCCAAUGUUUAUCUCUCUAAACGUGUUAACGAAGCUCUGGUUGUGAACAUGCCAGUCCGCAAGACUCUCACAAGAUACGGUGCCAGAAAGUUCAUUUCUAUGUACCAAGAAGCCGAGUCGCGUAAUGAGAUACUACUGAAUUUUGCGAAAUUGGAUUUCAAUCGAGUGCUAAUGAUGCACCAGAGAGAGCUGAGUGAUCUCACAAGGUGGUGGAAGAAAUUUGAUGUGGCGAGUAAAAUGCCUUAUGCAAGAGACAGAAUUGUGGAAUUGUUUCUAUGGAUGAUGGGAGUCUUCUUUGAGCCAUGCUAUGCUAAAGCAAGAAGCAUUAUAGUUAGAAGCACAAGUAUAAUUUCAAUGAUUGAUGACACAUAUGAAUAUGCAACCCUAGAUGAGUUACAAGUUCUGACUGAUGCUAUUCAAAGUUGGGAUGUUAAUGAGGCCUUAGAGGAUUCGCCACGAACAUAUCCUACACAUUGCAAAAAUCCAAUCAUGCACUUAUUUAUGUUGGCAAAUGAAACAAAUUAUAGUAUCAACUUACAAACAAGACAGCCUUGA
Messenger RNA from Salvia splendens (bonfire salvia), 1149 nucleotides. Its product is annotated as bicyclogermacrene synthase. Gene Ontology annotation, molecular function: terpene synthase activity; magnesium ion binding. The transcript has 5 exons. Gene Ontology annotation, biological process: terpenoid biosynthetic process. NCBI's taxonomy places the organism in Eukaryota, Viridiplantae, Streptophyta, Magnoliopsida, Lamiales, Lamiaceae. Bases 10 to 1149 code for a protein of 379 amino acids. The record is from RefSeq and is a predicted model, not a curated record.